Molecule: messenger RNA, 540 nt
Organism: Octodon degus (degu)
Lineage: Eukaryota; Metazoa; Chordata; Mammalia; Rodentia; Octodontidae
Gene: Wfdc10a
Product: WAP four-disulfide core domain 10A
Exons: 2
Coding region: 127-378 (83 amino acids)
Cellular component (GO): extracellular region
Molecular function (GO): peptidase inhibitor activity
Source: RefSeq, a predicted model, not a curated record
GUGCUGCCCUUGUCUGACCAGCAGAGGCAGCAAGGAGCUAAAGGAAUUGCUUUUUCUCCCCACAUUUAGGUCUGAGAGAAGACUGCCAUCCUAGCCAGACUUAAGCUUGUAGCUGUGGUCAGAGUUAUGCCAGCCCAAGCCUUGCUGCCCACCCUGUUCCUCUGCAUGCUGCUGCUGUUCAUGCAGACUCAGGGAGGCCACCGUGAACGUGAAUGGUACACGAUGCAGGAAAUACAACCAGUCCCCCAAAUCAAGGUCUGUGAGAAGCUACCUGAAUUUUAUCAAUGCAACCGCCAGUGUGAAACUCACCAAGACUGCCAAGCAAAUAAUAUAUGCUGCUCAACCUUCUGUGGGAACAUUUGCAUGAGUCUCCUAUGAGGGGAGUAUGCUCCCUGCUCCCCCAGUCCUCCACUCACAAACUGAAUGAGAAUCAGAAACGUGAAAACCUCAAAGCAAGUGUACAAGAAUGUGAACCAGAAGGCUGCCCUCCCUAUUGUUUGGACCCCUAACCUGUCAAAUAAACCAGGAUUAAUGUCCCAA